AUGGCGGGAACUUCAAUUUCAUCUCAGCUACAGGCAAUCAAAACCAUCCUAAACGCCUCUAGCGACCCUGAACCCGGUAGGAGGAGGCCGUUAACUCGUCCUUCGGUUCUAUUCGAUGCCAAAGCAGCUGCAGAUAUUGACCUCGACACCAUCCACGGGAUUGCCCUCUCUGGUUUGGAGGGGCUGACGAAUUUGGAGGUGCGCUUUGGCAUUUAUAAGAAUGAUCUGUUCAGCCAUCAGAGUAAGGAGCUGGAUAGAGAGUUGGUUGGUCAAGAUGAAAACAAACGGAUUGAUGUCUCCAUUAGCUCUUAUUUGCGGUUAUUAUCUGGAUAUCUUGAGUUCUCUUCUGCUUUGAAGACAUUGGAGUAUUUAAUUCGCAGAUACAAGGUCCAUGUGUACAAUGCAGAGGACCUGAUUUUGUGUUCAUUGCCAUUCCAUGACACUCAUGUAUUUGUGAAAAUAGUGCAGUUAAUCGAUACUGGAAACAGUAGAUGGAAGUUCCUUGAUGGAGUUAGGACAUCAGGAGCACGGUUGCCCAGGGAGGUCAUUGUGCAACAGUGUAUUCGAGACAUGGGUGUUUUGGAGGCUAUUUGUGAUUAUGCUACACCUGCGAAAAAGAAUCAACCCUCGACACAUGUGACUGCAUUUUGCACAGCUGUCAUUUUUGAGGUUUUAGGGCUUGUCACUGUUGAUAGCAAUAUCGUGAAGAGGAUUUUUCCGCAUGUGAGUUCUGGUUUGCAAGUUGGUGCCAGAGGACGGGACCAGAAGGCUGGGGCUUUAAUGAUUGCGAGUUUACUAGCGCAAAAGGCAACCUUGGCUUCUAGUGUUGUCAAAAGCUUGUUGCACUUGGUGGCGGACAUAGCUAGGGCAGAGGCAAAAGACAGAAGUGACUUGCAAUGGUUGCGCAUGUCAUUUAUGACUGUAAUCAACAUUGUUCAGCUUCAAUCUGUGGAACUGAUCCCUAAGAAGACGGUAGAUGCUAUAAGUGAUAUCAGGGAUGUCUCGGAGAUUCUUUCAGAAUUAACCAAGGAUUUCAACAUGGAUAAGUUCGUAAUUGUGUUUCUGGACUCAUUACUUGAGUAUAGUGCUACUGAUGAUUCGUCCCAGCGCACUUUAUUGUCAGUAAUUGAAAAUGUUCCUAUGAAAGACCAUGUUAAUCGCAUUGUCAAGCGACUUCUUUCUAAGCAAAUAGAGGUAUUCAACGGAAAGAUUAAUCUGGAAUCACCCAAAUCAGGGAGCCAAGGCAAACAGAUUUUGGUGUCAAUAUGUGAGAAGUAUCCUAAUGAAUCCAGACAAGCUAUCUUUAGUCUGUUAAAGGACACUAAAAUGCCUUCCACAAAAGUCAAUACGACCUAUGAUUUUCUCUGCAAGAUACUAGAUGAAAAUUUGGACUCAUCGCAAGACAUACCUGAUCCAAAAGUGUUUUUGGGUCUGGAGCAUUCAGAGGCAGAAAUUCGAAGGUCAGCAGUUCUGGGUUUGGAUGUCGCCAACAUUCUGAGGGAGAAAACUACAAGUUCAAAGAAGUUUGAUGCUAUUCAAGAUACACUUACUCGCCGCCUUUAUGACGAUGAUCUAAACGUCGUACUGGCAGUUCUGGAGUUGAAGAACUUACCUGAAAUAUUGAGUUCCCCACUUUUAGUCGAAGCACUUCAGCAUGUGCUUCAAAGGUGCAUCGAAAUUUUGCUGUCAAGUUCGUUAACAAACACGUCUCUCCCCAGUAAUACUGCUUUAUUGUGCCUGCAACAAGUAAUCACAACUUUCAAGGAUAAGGAACAAUAUGCCAAAACAUUAGCAACAGCAAUCUUCCCCCUUCUUCUUAUUAGACCUAAGACUCAGAAAGUGAACUUGAAGGCCUUGGAAUUUGCUAAAGAUAUAGGGUGGCCUUUCUAUGAGAAUCUUGUAAUUAUUCAAGGGUCUGAUAAGAAAUUGGAUCUUUUACACGUAUCUUCUAUUAAUUUGGAGAAUAUCAGUAAGUUAGCAGAGGCAUUCUCAUUAAACCCUGAAGAGUACAUGCCUUGGCUUGUACAGUGCUACAACUCCCACGAAUUUUCAAGGACAUUAUUCUUCUUGGUUGUGUUGCUGUCACUGAAGAUGUUGAAAAUGGAUGUUGGCCGACUUUCUGUAACUUUUGAUCAUUGUCUUCCAACUCUUCAAAAUGAGUGGAACAUGCUAGAGUCUCUGGGGAUAUCCACGGAGCAGUUCAAUAAAAGAACACUGGGUGUUGAUUGUAAAGGAAUCCUAGAAGAUCUUCUCAACACUGACGUCAAAGACCUUAAUGCUGAGAUUCUUGGUUGUCUGUUUAUGAGGUUUUCAGAAGCUUUGAUUGUAACAGCACCCAAGGAUGUGACGUUGGAUAUGGAGGGGAAGUGGGCAACCAUGCUUCAGGAUAUAUUUUUGUUCUUUGCUUGUCAUUCUAAGCACACAUUCAAGAAACAAUUGGAGUACCUCUUUACCAUGUCCAAGACCCCUCUAAUGCAAAUUAUGUUGAAACUAUUCACUGAAGAAGGUGUGCCGUAUGCUGCUCAAAUUGAGAGCCUUCACUCUUUCUCAAACAUUUGUCCUCAGUUAGAUGAUGGGUUGGCCCUACAGCUCCUUGCAAAUUUCCCGUCUGUUCUUGUUCCCCUAUCAAGCGAUAGCCAGAAUGUACGUGUGGCUGCCAUGAGCUGCACUGAAGAGCUAUUUGCAUUAUGGUCCCGUAUUAGUUCAAAAGGCAACAAGGAAUCCUGGUUGCAGUUUUUGGGGGAGAUAUUGAGCUUAAUUAUUCAGCAAAAGAAGAUGAUAUUGUCAGAUAGAAAUGUUCUUGCUUCUUUCUUCACUUCCUUGCUCAGUUCGCCUUCUGAAGGCCUUUUGGUCCAACAGGCUGUUGGGAAGAGAUUUGACGGGUCCACCAAAAAUGAAAUCCUAAAUUUCAUGGUCAGCCGCGCUCUUGGGCUGCCUGCCCAUGCGAAGCUGAAAAUUCUUACUCUGAUCAAAGGCGUGGAAGGUAAACUCAUGUCUAUUUCCGGGGUGAGGUCACUAUUAAACGAUCUUUUGGAAAGUCGUCGUUAUUGUCUUGGGGUUGGCGAACCACGUCAAAAGUUGUUACAGAAUGAAGUUGACAUACUGUGCCUCUUAUUAGAGAGCUGUACGAGACCAACUUCAUCUCAUGAAGCUAAUGAUACCGGGGACUUCAUAUUAAAAGCUUUACAGGUUAAUGAUUCUGAAGAAUCUGCAGUUCUGGAGCCAUGUUUGACAAUUCUGAAAACUCUUAGCAGUUCCUUUUAUGAAGAUUUGAAGACUGAAAUCCAGGAAGCUAUCUUCCGAAAUCUUUUGGUUCUUUUCAGAAGUGCCAACAUUAGUUUACAGAAUGCCAGUAGAGAUGCAUUGUUGCGAGUUAACGUGGAUUGCUCAAUUUUCGGACGCGUUCUUGAUUCCAUUUUGAAUCAGAGAACUUGGUUAGUAGGUCUGGUUCAUGGGAAGAAACAAAGAAGAUCAGCCAAACGCCAGGAUCCUUCAUAUAGCAGUGCAACUCAGAGCAGAGAAAGCACACUAUCUAUGUUGAGUGCUUUUCUUGAGGUGUUGCUAAUGAAGAAAGACAUAGAUAACAGAACUUCACUUGUUGGCCCCUUAUUUAAGCUGCUGAACUUGUUAUUUAUGGACGACGAUUGGAUCCUUAAAGUUGUGGACCAAGAUAAAGCGUCCAAAGCUUCAUUUGGAGCCCCCCAGUCUGUUUCUGAUACUGUAGCUUACAUUCAGCAGACUCUGCUGUUAACUUUGGAUGAUAUAAGCAGUUCCAUUGGAGAUGAUAUGAUGCAGAAGGAUAUCAACUGCAAUUUUGACUUGCCAUUGUUAGUCAGUUGUGCCCGUUCUUCAAGUGAUGCCGUUACACGGAAUCAUGUCUUCUCGUUGAUUACGACUCUUGUAAAGAUUACACCCGACAAGAUUUUGGAACAAAUUCUGGAUAUUCUAGCUGCAAUUGGAGAGUGUACUGUAACUCAGUGGGAUGCCUAUUCUCAACGUGUGUUUGAAGGCCUUAUAUCAGCGAUAAUGCCUUACUGGUUGUCUAGGACCAAUGAUGCAGACCAAUUACUUCAGAUAUUUGUGAACAUAUUGCCCCAAGUUGCGGAACAUAGAAGGCUGUCCAUUAUAAGACACAUAUUGAGGACUCUGGGAGAGGCUCAAAGUUUGGGUUCUCUGCUAUUCCUCCUUUUCCGCUCCUUAACUUCAAGGAAGAAUGAGCUAUAUCUCCUUGUUAAUGAGCAAUCUUUUGAUGACCUGACAUUUGUUGUUUGUAAGCAGUGGGAGUAUGAAUUUGCGUUGCUGCUUUGUGAGCAGUAUUCGUGCAAAAUUUGGCUUCCUUCCCUCAUCUUAGCCCUUCAGAAAGUUGAAAGCGAUACUUUGAGCGGAGACACAUUUAUCGAAAUACUGGUUGCAAUGCAGUUAGUUUCAGACAAGCUGCAGGAUUCAGAUAUUUCCUACAAGCUGGACUCGGAAGAAGAUUUAAAUGGCAUUCAGGCUAUGUUAGGUGAACUUAUGGAGCUAGUUGUGCGUCACCUGCAAUUGGUUGAUUUUAAAAAGAAACAUAUUGGUGUCCCAGCAUCCAUCAAGAGUGAACUGAAGGACUAUAUUCGAUCUGUUUUAAGAACGAUUGCAAAGGGACUUUUGCCGUCAACAUACUUCAAUAUCAUUACUAAAUUGAUUCUUCAUUCAGAAAGGAAUGUGAGGAAGAAGGCCCUUGGGCUUCUGUGCGAGACCAUGAAGGACUUAGCUGUGAAUGAGAAGGUUGAGAAGAAGGGUUCGAUGUCAAGAUUAAGAAACUUGUGGCUGAACCUGAAUGUGGCUUCUUUGGAAUCAUUUGAGACGUUAUGCUUGGAAAUAUUGAAAUUACUUGAUGAUCAAGAUGAUACGUCUUUGAAGCUGACAGCAGUUUCAUCACUGGAAGUUGUAGCUAACACUUUCCCUUCUCAUGAUAGAGUUUUUAGCAUGUGCCUUGGAACUGUCUGCAGAAAAAUCUGCUCUGAUAACUCUUCUCUGUCUAGUCAUUGUCUUCGGGCCACAGGUGCUUUAGUUAACGCACUCGGCCCAAAGGCCCUGCCCGAACUCCCCAGUGUUAUGGAAUUUGUUUUGAGGAAGUCGCGUGAUGUUAUCAAUGUGGAUGUAGAAACCAAGAGAACAGUUCAUGGUGCUAAAGUUAAUUCGAAUUCUGCAGAUUUUGUCUUCAUGUGUGUUCUUCUAACAUUGGAGGCCGUUGUUGAUAAGCUGGCUGGAUUUUUGAAUCCGUACCUGGGAGACAUCUUAAGACUAGUUUUGUUGCAUCCUUUGUCCUCCAGCAUCUCGAUGCCAAAGUUGAAAUCGAAAGCUGAUGUCGUGCGAAAGCUAAUUACUGAAAAAAUCCCUGUUCGUCUACUGCUCCCACCAAUGCUCGCAAUGUACUCAGACUCUGUACAAUCCGGAGAGUCAAGUUUAUCAAUUCUUUUCGAAAUGCUAGGAAACUUGGUGGCUUCAAUGGAUAAAUCAUCAGUUGGUGUUCAUCAUGCAAAAGUUUUUGACUUGUGCCUGCUGGCUCUUGAUCUGCGUAAUCAGUACCCCUCCUCUGUUCAGAAUGUUGAUGUCGUUGAGAAAACUGUCAUCAGUGCUGUCGUCAAACUUACCAUGAAACUCACUGAGACUAUGUUCCGGCCUCUUUUCAUCAAGACUGUCGAGUGGUCAGGUUUGAAUUCAGAAGGUCACGAAAAUGCCCCUGAGAAAGCUGAUAGCAGGGCUAUCUCUUUCUACAGUUUGGUCAACAAACUUGCUGAAACGCAUCGAUCACUGUUUGUCCCAUACUUUAAAUACUUGCUUGACGGGUGUGUUCGAGGUCUCGUUGACUCUGACAAUGCAAAAACUGAAGUGACUCAGAAGAAGAAGGCCAAGCUUCAAAGUAACAAGGACACAGAUGGUGCCCUACCUAUUCAAGUGUGGCAUAUCCGUUCUCUAAUAUUAUCCUCUCUACAUAAAUGCUUUCUCUAUGACGCGGGGAUUUCAAGAUUUCUGGAUUCUUCUAAUUUUCAGAUUCUGCUGAAACCCUUGGUGUCACAGCUUGUCGUUGAACCCCCAGUGUCCAUUGAAAAUUAUCCCAAUGUACCAUCUGUACAGGAAGUUGACGACUUGUUGGUUGCCUGUGUUGGUCAGAUGGCUGUUGCUGCCGGCUCAGACCUUCUCUGGAAGCCAUUGAAUCAUGAGGUGUUGAUGCAAACUCGUAGUGAUAAGCUCCGCGCCCGCAUAUUGGGUCUGAGAAUAGUGAAAUAUCUUGUAGAGAAUCUAAAAGAUGAAUAUCUGGUAUUUUUGGAGGAAACCAUUCCUUUCCUGAGUGAAUUGCUCGAAGACAUUGAGUUACCAGUCAAGACUCUUGCACAAGAGCUUCUCAAGGAAAUGGAAUCUUUGAGUGGUGAAAGCCUCCGAGAGUACCUUUGA
Striga hermonthica is the source of this 6432-nucleotide messenger RNA. NCBI's taxonomy places the organism in Eukaryota, Viridiplantae, Streptophyta, Magnoliopsida, Lamiales, Orobanchaceae. The record is from the annotation of a GenBank genome assembly.